UUGCUAAUGUUUGUGAGGGUGGAGGAUGAAUCUCGGCCAUCUGAGGCUACACACACUCUCUUACAGAGAGGUCAGAGGGCAGAAGAUAACCGAGGGAGACCCGGAUGCUUGGCGCUGGAAACAACCCAACACUCUAAUUCCAUCUUUCUAUUACUCUCUCUCUCUCUCUCUCUCUCUCUCUCUCUCUCUCUCGGUCUCUCUCUCACUCUCUCUAGCUGUGAGGUGGAACAGGAGAAGGCGGGCGGGCCAGGAGGGAGACUAAUCACCGGCUCUCAUAAGGAGGGGGCCAGUGGAGAGUGAAGCGGCUGUAUGCCUGACCACACAGCUGCUCUUUGUCCUUUUUCGCUCUCUUUCUUUCACUCUCGCACUCUGCUUUCCACUCUCCGUCCCUCCGUGAACUCUCGACACCAUGGAGCCCAACAGUCCUAAGAAGAUCCAGUUUGCCGUCCCACUGUUUCAGAGCCAUUUGGACCCUCAGGCAGCAGAACAUAUACGCAAACGAAGGCCCACUCCAGCCACUCUCGUCAUCUAUAACGACCCCAAUGCAUCAGGUAACGAUGAUAAGCAGUCAGCAAGUGGUCAGUCAGAGACUCAACUGUCUCCGGCCCAGAGGAAGACCAGUGUGUACACACCACCCACCAUGAGAGAACUGCAGUUGGUGGUGAACCAGCACUUUCAGAGACAUGAGCAGACGGAGACAGGGCUCUCUGACAGCCCAGACACGCCCAGUCCAAUCGCAGCACAGCAGCCCAAUGGUGCCGCGACUCAGUGGGCCAAUCACAGCUCCACAGAGUCUUAUGUCAGUUGUGAUGGACAGGCAGAGAGCAGUGAGGCGGGUGGGGAGUCAUCAGAGACGUCAGCGUGUCGACAGAAAAGCGCGUCCAGUCCUUCGUCUGUCUCGCGAUAACCUUAUCCUUCAUCCGAAUCGUCUCUGAGCUGUGUAUCUUCUUCCUUGUAGCUGUUGUAUACAAUUCUUCAGAAAUUCUUUCUACAUCUCUCUUUCUGUAUACAUACUUACAUUCUACUUUCACCAAUAUUCGUGUUGAAUACCUCAAUGAAAGUUCUCUGUCUUUUUCUCAGUAUGCUCAUUCUCGAUUCAGCCUUGCACAAAACAGGAACGUGUAUGAUUUAGCAUAUUUACAUUUGCAAUAAUACCUACGAAAUGCUCCCACUACAUUAGCAAAAUUGUACAAGCAACCAUCAUGGUUCACUGCAUCUGCUUGCAACUUCACAAACAGAUCUUUCACGGGAUAACAUUUCUAUGACAUUAUCUCCUCCGAUAUAAUGAUUUUACAUUUAAUUCUGUUAGCAUACUGUCAUACUGGCACAUCAUCGCACACAUCCUAUUUCUGCAGAGUGGCCGAUGUCCCUGUAUCAACAAAGAGCUCGAAGAACAUUUAGUCAGCCAAUCACAAGCAAGCUUGCAAAUCUGGCUAUUGGUUUUAAUGAUAGGAUAAGUAACUAUGUAAGGAAUAAACCACUUGCAGACAUGCCGUUACAGUAAAAUAAUAAAUGAUGGGGAGUUACUGUUAGCACCCUGAAGUUGAUUAUUUUUCUAGAACAGCACGUCAGGAAGUGUUUUAUUUCUCUACAAACUACUGCGAUGCUUACCAAAUGUAACCUUACCAAGUGUACGACGAAAGUCUUAUGAAUUCACACGUGAAUAACGACCACCUUAAGUACAUCUUUGUACAUGUUUGUUAGUUAACAACACACAGGGGUUAACUAAAUCAAACACGCUCUUUAAGAAUGAAUAUGAAUUGUACGUUGUCAUGUCGUGAGAUGUAAGGGAGAAGGAUACGGAAGCAAUUGCAAUUAAGAGCUUUUAUUAAAAGGAGACAAAUCCAAAUCGUGAAACAGAGGCGUAGUCAAAAACAGGCAAUGGGUCGGGCAUAAACUGGAUAAAGCAGGAAUCGAAGUCGCGGUCACAGAAAACAGGGUCCCAAACACAAAACAAGAAACAUGAAACUAUGACAGGGAACUGGGAGCGGAAAACAUCAGCGUGGUCCAAGUGAACUAAUCUAUAGUUUAAACUAACUAAAUCUAUCACGGUAUGUAACAUUCACGCUCUAACUAUUUUAACUAUAUUAACUAUAAUACUCCGCGAGGUGUACAGGGAAGCGAGCGGUACAUAUCCCGAACAUAAUCAGCGUUAAGUGCAGAUAGCUGAAAACAAUGAAGGCACCCCCCGAACAACAACCAAUAACAGAACAGGGAGGAGACAGAACAGAAACAAAGCAAACGUACGUGUCCAGAGUAAACGAUGUCACGGUUGUCAACAUUCGAAGAGCGGGCGCCCUCCGGCUCUCCAAGCGCGCUGCCUAAAGGGGAAACCGUGACAUACGUGCAUCAUUUCAAAUUGUUUAUAGAAUUUAAUAAUAUAAUGCAGCUGCAUACACAAACAUCACUGGAUGGUGUUGAGAUUAAAUUAUUGGUGUGUGUUAUUAGUGCGUCUUUCUACGUUCGAUAAGGAGGAUCGGUGUACAUUAUGAAAGCAAUCCAGCACCAUCCAGUGAUGUUUGUGUACACAGCCGCAUAUUGCAAAUCGUAUAAACGAUUUGAAAUUAUGCUCAUUUAAUUCCUAUUCAUUCUUAUAGAGCAGGGUUGGUUUAGUUUAGCCCUACAUGUUAAUUAAUAGAUGAACUAACAAUCAUGUACUAAGAUGUACUUCAGGUGGUCAUUAUUCACACAUGAAUACGUAAAACUCGCAUCACACCAUAGUUAACGAUAACUCUUCAUUUGUUUGUGAUUAUUACAUGCCUUAACUCAUCAUUAGUUCAUAUUUAAGUAAGUAUUAAUUCAGGUACAGUAUUAGUGCAUGAUUCUUCAUGUUAUUAUAAAAUAUUACCUUUCAGUUUAACGUCAUGAAAUAUCUGCGAAUCAAAUCAGUUCUUGUUAUCACUUACACUAUAGCAACUAUAAAACGUCGUUCCUUCUCCUGUGACGAAAGACUUACUGACUGACACUGGAUACUCCUUAAGUGAUCAUAAGUGUUAAACAAACUCACAGAAAGCUUCAUCGUAUCUAUUUUAAGUAUGAUACUGUACGUUUUUCUUUGUUGUAUAACAUGUUUUUAAUUGUGGAUUGUCUACCUUGCGGAUCAGUCUUUGGGAAUUAGCUACUUAACACCACUUAUGUACUGCUGAAACGGUAACAUUAAUAUUAGAUAAGCUACAGUAAAUGGGUAGCUAGAUGAUAUGGUGUGUUUAUGUAGCUGGCUAGCUUUUCUAACUUUGAAAAAUGUUGCUAAUGUUGUGUAAUUCAAACCAGUAGCUGCAAAAUAAAUAAAUAAAUAAAUACAUAAAUAAAUAAAAAAGAACUGAAAGGGUUCUUAUGAUGUUACUUGAUUAUAUUUGGAAUUUGCUGUACAAAUUGAUCUUAAGCUCCACCCAUGUAACCCCAGUCAGGACGUGUAUACUUAUUUUUACAUCCCUGAUCACAUUUUUUUCCAAGGUUAAAUAUAUAUAUAUAUAUAUAUAUAUAUAUAUAUAUAUAUAUAUAUAUAUAUAUAUAUAUAUAUAUAUACACACACACAUAUAUAAUGGCAUAUUUUCUGGCAGAUGAGUAGAAAUGCUUUUGUGCAGAGUUAGGAGUUUAAUUUAUUUAUGUACUGGGGGGGUCAGAAAACUGGAAUGAAAGAAAUAAAGGUCAUUUUUUUCAAGCUUGAAAUGGAUGCUGAGUGGAAUGUUUGGUGUGCUUACAGUCUUCUUCAUAAGAUUCUACACAGAAUUAUGUUGUU
Ictalurus punctatus (channel catfish) is the source of this 3739-nucleotide messenger RNA. It is a transcript of the gene ppp1r1c, whose product is annotated as protein phosphatase 1, regulatory (inhibitor) subunit 1C. Gene Ontology annotation, molecular function: protein phosphatase inhibitor activity. The transcript is spliced from 6 exons. Bases 410 to 907 code for a protein of 165 amino acids. Gene Ontology annotation, cellular component: cytoplasm. The record is from RefSeq and is a predicted model, not a curated record. Gene Ontology annotation, biological process: intracellular signal transduction. Lineage: Eukaryota; Metazoa; Chordata; Actinopteri; Siluriformes; Ictaluridae.